AUGAAGCUGAACAAGAGACAACGAAUUCUCCUCCUUCGGUAUAUAAACACCAUCAGCUUGACCCCAACACUCUGGAACAUCACCAACUUCACAGAUCUUCACAAAAAGCCUCCACGUACACCCCAGCAGCCUGGUACAGCAUAUGUCAGACCACUAGGACCACCCGCAGGACACACUCUCGACUUCCGCACCACUCCUUCCACUUUCUUCCAAGACACUGGGGACUCAUCAAAAGCUGUUUCAGGGACACCAAGCCUGAAUAAACUUGGCACCGACUCUCCUGGAACGUCCCUGUUGGCAUCAGAGUACGUGCUCAUAAAGUGUCUUUACAGCUCCUCUUGCUCAACACUCAGUGUUUCACUAGUCUUCUCCUUAAACGACUGCUUCGUGAAGUGGAAAGGAAAUUCUUUGACGGAAUUCCGGGUCCUGACACCUUCCCGUUUCUUUUUUGGCAAACGGUUCCGCUCUACUCAACUUGCUAAUGCGUUCCCUUAUGAUUUCAAGGAGUGGUUUGAUUUCCUUUGCUCUCUUCUCGUCAGGACGCAUUGA
Acanthosepion pharaonis is the source of this 549-nucleotide messenger RNA. The record is from the annotation of a GenBank genome assembly. NCBI's taxonomy places the organism in Eukaryota, Metazoa, Mollusca, Cephalopoda, Sepiida, Sepiidae.